Molecule: messenger RNA, 1532 nt
Organism: Fragaria vesca subsp. vesca
Lineage: Eukaryota; Viridiplantae; Streptophyta; Magnoliopsida; Rosales; Rosaceae
Product: F-box/FBD/LRR-repeat protein At3g52680-like
Exons: 4
Coding region: 804-1532 (242 amino acids)
Source: RefSeq, a predicted model, not a curated record
ACACACACACACACACAAACACACUAGUUUCUGAUGGAAAGAACUCAAACUGAGUAAGAAAUUGUUGUUGUUUCACUAUCAACAUUCUGAACGGCUUCUAAAGUUAUACGAUGAAUGAUGCAAAAGGGUCCUGAUGCAAAGGAUGGUGAAGUAUGCAUUGAAGAUAGGAUCAGUGGACUUUCGGAUGAAAUUCUUGGCCACAUUCUUUCCUAUGUUUCAACAAGAGAUGCUGUAACCUGUAAGGACCAGUGCUUUGUCACACAGAUGGACAGAUGUGUGGACUUCUGUUCCCAAUUUAGACCUAUAUGUAACUUCAGAAGAUGAAGGUGGCUCUGUGGGCGUUGUGGAUCGGGUGCUUCUCUUUCAUGGUUCCUCCAACAUUCAUAAGUUACGUAUUAAAUGUCAUGGACGGCUGCAGGAAUAUAUUUCUUGUCUUGAAGCUUGGAUUAGUGCUGCCUGUAGGCGUAAUGUUGUUGAACUUGAACUUGAUCUCAGUGUGUACGGUGCUAAAAAGACCGAGUGCAAGUUGUCUAGUAGCAUUUUGAUGUGUAAGAAGUUGGUGGUUCUGAAGCUGCACCUGAAGUUUACUUCUAUAACCAUUACCCCUUCGUCUAAUUGCUUCCCAUGUCUCAGGUUUCUCCUUGUUAAAGUCUUUCAUCCAAAGUCUCACUUAAUGGGUAGUCUCUUUUCGUGUUGUCCUGUUCUCGAAGAUUUGGUUAUAGAUAUUGAACAUGGGGAAGUCUUGUGUUUUAAUGUGUCCGCACCCAAACUCAAGAGACUACAAAUAACGUUGGUAAUACACUAUGUCCUCUUUUAUUUCCUCGUGCGUGGAAGUAGUUCCAAAAUUUUUAUCAAUGCUCCAAAUUUUGAAGAGCUUGAUCUUCAUGGGAAUUUUUUUUGUGUCCUAUUCUUUGAACAAUGUAAAAUCGUUAAGCAAAGUCAACAUUGAUGUGAGGCCAAACCCAGCAAAGAGUAUUCAUGCGGUUCAUCUGCAUUCAUACCUUGAGUUUGUCGUUCGUUCUGCUGAUGCUGGCCUAAUACACAAGCUUUUUACGGUCGUUCAGACGGUUGAAUAUCUGUCACUUUCAGCUCCGAUUUAUGGGGAUCCUAGAACGCUGAAGGAAUAUGAUCUACCUAGAUCUUAUAAUUUGAAACACUUGGACCUGCUUCUUGAAGCCUGCUGCUCUUGGGAAUUCCUGACAAAGUUGCUGAGUUUGUCACCCAAUCUGGAAUGUCUUGUCUUGGAAUGUAACAUUAAAUGUUCUCUGGAACACUCGGAGGAUCACCUAGUUCACCAAUGGUGCCUGCCGGAUUGUGUGCCUAUUUGUCUGUUAUGCCUCAAGACCAUUUGCAUCCGGGGUUUUCAGGGGAGGCCAGAUGAGAUAGAAAUGGUGGAAUACUUUUUGAAGCAUGGUGAGGUUUUGAGUAAUGUCACAAUUCAUGAUAGCACUAUUUGUGCAGGAAGUUCAAUGCGGGUACUUUCAAUGCUUCCAAGGGCUUCAAAAUCCUGUCAAUUGAAGUUCCAAAAGUGA